Hemiscyllium ocellatum (epaulette shark) is the source of this 1092-nucleotide messenger RNA. RefSeq names its product glutaredoxin domain-containing cysteine-rich protein 2. Gene Ontology annotation, biological process: sensory perception of sound. Lineage: Eukaryota; Metazoa; Chordata; Chondrichthyes; Orectolobiformes; Hemiscylliidae. The coding region runs from base 1 to 717 and encodes 238 amino acids. The transcript has 3 exons. The record is from RefSeq and is a predicted model, not a curated record.
AUGGAGGAACUCCACAGUAAGUUCAGUAAUAAGUGUGAACCCAAGCCCAGGAAAGUUAGAUUCCGGAUCUCCUCCUCUUACAGUGGUCGUGUGCUGAAGCAGGUUUAUGAGGAUGGGUCAGAGUCAGAAGAACCUGAGGAAGACGGUCAACGUGGGUCAUUGAAAACAAGACUGAGUGAGAGAUUUGAAAUCGGCCGAGCUAUAGCACAGGAACACUGGGACACAGCUUACCCUUCUUCAACACGUUUAUUAGCACAGAGAAUAAAUGUGUUCAGAGAUGGAAAUAGGUACAGUAUGACAGGUGAACAGAACCUAUUCACUGACCUGACUGAAAACCGUUCCAAGUCAUCGACAAUACUGAAUUUCGGAAAAAUUAUCAUCUAUACAAGUAACCUGAGGAUCAUAAAGGCACCGCUGACUCAGAGAAAGCUCAUAAGUCAACUUUUCCAAACUCAGCUGAUCUCUGAAAAUACAUCAAACCUGGACAGAAAGGGGGAGGCUGAAGAAAGCAGUGAAAAGCAGUUAGGAACAGCUGAGGAAGGUGGAUUGGAGCCUACAUGUCUGCAGUGUGAUGGGGCAGGAUCUGUACCCUGCUCUUUGUGCCAUGGAAGCAAACUCUCAAUGUUUGCCAACCGAUUCAAAGAGUCAUUCCGAGCCAUACGGUGCCCAGGAUGUAAUGAGAAUGGAGUGCAGCCAUGUCAGAGCUGUGCUGAUUGAAAGCCUUAAAACUCACAAUAUAUUGUUUAAUAUCAUAAAAACUGAAUUUAUGUCUGAAUUUAAAUGCAGUUCCAUACAAACAACUUUGCUGGAAAGUGUAGACUUAGUCAAGGAGUGGGGUGUGGAUGAUGCACUGUUAGCAGAGGAGAGGGCAUUUGGCUGUGGUUGGAACAAUGAACCUUUAUGAUGCAGCUGGAUAGACAUCUUGAAGAUGCCAAGGGACAGGGAACAGUCUAUACAAUGGACUUUGAAACAUAGGCCUCUGCUGACCAGAAGCAGUUCCAUCUCAGUUUAUAUAUUUAUUCAUCUAACUUCUUUUUGAUCUGUUUAUCUAUCUAUCAAUAUAACUCUGGGGUGCUGAUAGUAUUGGUAGAA